Branchiostoma belcheri (Belcher's lancelet) is the source of this 1442-nucleotide messenger RNA. RefSeq names its product galactosylgalactosylxylosylprotein 3-beta-glucuronosyltransferase 3-like. Gene Ontology annotation, biological process: chondroitin sulfate proteoglycan biosynthetic process; carbohydrate metabolic process. Gene Ontology annotation, cellular component: Golgi membrane. Gene Ontology annotation, molecular function: galactosylgalactosylxylosylprotein 3-beta-glucuronosyltransferase activity. The transcript is spliced from 6 exons. The record is from RefSeq and is a predicted model, not a curated record. The coding region runs from base 99 to 1079 and encodes 326 amino acids. Lineage: Eukaryota; Metazoa; Chordata; Leptocardii; Amphioxiformes; Branchiostomatidae.
CCGCGUGUUUAUGUGAGCGCGCGACAGUUGACCCUUGACACGGAAUUUUAAAAUGUCCGGAAGCUCGUCUGGUCAAGAUACAUAAGUGUUGUGUCGCCAUGGCGCGUCUGUUGUCGCUGAAGAAACUGCUGUUGGUGUACUUUGUCAUGUCCACUGGUGCUCUACUCUGGCUGAUCCUCAACUUCGGUUUGUUCUGCCACACAAGCAGUAAAGAAGAAGAAACACUUCUUACAAAGACAAGAGAACUAAGACACUGGGAGGAGCGUCUCAGAAGAAGGGAAAGAGACUUACAGAAGAAACCCCAGCAAGAUGCCAGCCUGCCUACCAUCUAUGCCAUCAUGCCCACCCACACCAGGCAUGUACAGAAGGCAGAACUCACGCGUCUGGCACAAACCUUCCUGCACGUCAAGAACUUCCACUGGAUCCUGGUGGAGGAUUCGCACAGUCGGACAGACCUGGUGACCAGCUUCCUAGCGUCGUGCGGGAUCAAAUACACCCACCUGAACAUUAAAACUCCGGAGGAUUACCAGCUGAAGGAGACGGACCCCAACUGGCUAAAGCCUCGUGGUGUGGAGCAGAGGAACGUGGGACUGCAGUGGCUGAGAGAACAUCUGGACGAGGACAGUGAUAAGGGCGUGGUUUAUUUUGCUGACGAUGACAACACUUACAGCUUACAACUGUUUGACGAGAUGCGGCAAACACGCGGUGUGUCUGUGUGGCCCGUGGGGUUGGUGGGGGGGAUGAGGUUCGAGCGACCCGUGGUGGAACAUGGCAGGGUUGUCAGAUGGUACACAUACUGGCGACCAGAGAGGCCCUUCGCUAUCGACAUGGCAGGAUUUGCUGUCAACCUGCAGCUGAUCCUGGAGAACCCACAGGCAAAGUUUGAGCUGCGUGUGCGGCGAGGUUACUUGGAGUCGUCUCUCUUGGAGCAUCUGAUCACCAUGGAUGAACUUGAACCAUUGGCAGACAACUGUACCAAGGUCUUAGUCUGGCACACAAGGACAGAGAAACCAAAGAUGAAGCAGGAAAAUCAACUCAUUCAGCUUGGGCGACCUUCAGACCCUAGGAUAGAAGUGUAGUUAGCACACAAGACUUACCUUGUUAUCAAUGGUUAAGUAUUUUUACCUUACCUAAGUUCAGUGUCACAUCAAGGGCUACAAAGCCAUUUUUCUAUACAUGUAUUUUGUUUUACCGUAUGGUAGUCAAUAGGUACACCUUAUGUUCUGUGUAACACAAUCAGGCAUCUAACUCCAAGUGUUCUGUAAAACUACUUAAUGAACAAGCCCCUGGUGAUAUAUAUAUAUAUAAGAAGUUUACUUCUGUGUAACACAACCAGACACCUGUAUAUAUAACUCCAAGUGUUCUUUAGAAGCCUCUGAUGAUAAGAGGUUCACGUGUACAACCGAUACUUUCUUAGAUAGUUCCAGUAACUGCUUCAAUGU